UCGGGCACGCGCAGCGCGCUCCCGGACAGGUGAGCUGUCCACUUCCUGUUGUCUUCAGGUGUUUUUCUCUCGCUCGCGUUCUGAUCAAAGUUCGUCCAUUAAAAAGUGCGAAUCGUUUCACCGACGAACCGGAAGGUUUCGCGUUCAGAAGGACUUUAAAAAACUUUCCUUUUUUCUUUAUAUUUUUAUAUGUGAGAAGAAGAAGAAGAAAUGAGGGGGAACAUGAUUCAGGUCUGUGCUGAUUGGCUCUGAGAUCGACCAAUCCCAUCCGGGACCCAAUCGCAGUGGAGGACGUUUGACCCCAGAAGACCUUUGACUCCAGUGUCGAGCCGGCUGCUCUGAUUGGGGGAGGGCGUCGGUCCAUGGCGGCGUCGGAGCUGAUCCGUGACGAGGACGAGGACGUCCGGAUCCACAUGGAGGCCGACGCCGUGGUGGCCGCCAGCCCCGCCGCACCGCCACAGCCCGGCCGCAUCUCCAACGGCAACCCCGUCCGCCCGGCGCCGGGCGGGGGCGGGGACGAGCCAGACGGCAGCAGGCGCGCCCGCCUUGGCGGCGCCCUGCAGCCGAACCGUCUGCUCCGGGCGCUGAGCGGCGGUCUGCGGCGCCGCUGCGAGUACGUGAAGAUCGGCGCGGCGGACGAGCGGUCGGAGCGGCUCCCCACCGAGUGGUGGAAGACCGCCGUGGCGUUCCUCUACGCCUGCUUCAACCUGGUGUUCACCACCGUGGUCAUCACCGUGGUGCACGAGCGCGUGCCCGACCGCUCCGUCAGCCCGCCGCUGCCGGACAAGUUCUUCGACUACGUAGAACGUGUUCCCUGGGCCUUCACCAUCACCGAGGUCAACGGACUCAUCCUGGUGGGGCUGUGGACGGUGCAGUGGCUGCUGCUCAAACACCGCUCCAUCAUCGGCCGCCGCUGCUUCUUCCUCAUCGGGACGCUCUACAUGUACCGCUGUGUCACCAUGUACAUCACCACCCUGCCGGUACCGGGGAAACACAUGGUGUGCGCUCCCAAGCUAUACAACGACUCAUCGGGGAAAAUAUGGAGGAUUCUCCGUCUGAUUUCUGGAGGAGGUCUGUCUCUUACCGGCUCUCACCUGAUGUGUGGAGACUUCCUGUACAGCGGACACACUGUCAUGUGUACACUGUCCUACCUCUUCAUCAAAGAGUACUCGCCCCGCUGGAUGUGGUGGUACCACUGGUUCUGCUGGCUGCUCAGCGCCUCUGGAGUCAUCUGCAUCCUGAUCGGACACGAACAUUACAGCAUCGAUGUCGUCGUGGGAUACUUCGUCACCACCAGGCUGUUCUGGUGGUACCACACCAUGGCCAACACACCAGCGCUGCGUCAGGCUCCUAACAACUACCUGUCCAGGACCUGGUGGAACCCGGUGUUCAACUUCCUGGAGAGGAACGUCCGGACUACAGUUCCCAUCACGUUCUCAUGGCCGCUCCCGCUGCCGUCGUCCUGCAGACAGCGGUACCGCAUUGUGGAGGGGCCGCGGGACGAGUGAGGGGCCGCGGGACGAGUGAGGGGCGGGGCCCCCGGCAGCCCCCCCGGCGGGCCUAGCAGACCCUCCAUUCCAUCUCUGGGGUUCUAUCGUCCGGUUCUUUAGCGGAACCUGCAUUUCCAGUUUACUCCUGCGUUCCAAGGAGGAACCCGACACGUUUACAUUAUGUUUGAUUAGCAAGAUGCUAACAGUGGAACAUGUUUUCAACUUCUUUGAAUAAGCUCCACAGUUAGCCUGUCAGCUUGACCGCGUCUUUGUAACAUCCACUGCUGCUAGCUCCAUGCUACGUUUUCAUUUGUCACCUUUUCCCCACCGUUCUGAAAGGUAAAGAAAACACCUGCUAACAAACACAGCUGCCAUGUCAUGCUGGGAAUUAUUCCUGAGCUAGCAAGAGAUAAUUUACCGAAAGCUAAACUGUUGGCUACCUCACAAUCUCAUGUGCUAGCUCAGGAUACAUCGCCUUAACUUUAGAAUUCAGUGGAAUUAGCCACAUGUUAGCAUAUUUGUGUGACUUCAUAAGUGAUUAAAAUCAGGGACAUAACCUGAAGCUAAACUGGCUAAGUUUAGCUACAGUCCCAGUAAAUGCCGAAGCAGACUGGGGACAGUUAGCUCCAGUUAGCUAAUUUGUUGUCACUCUUUACUUUUAGGCUGAAAAUAAGCCACAAAAGUUCAACUAAAAGUAAGCUGCUAACGAUGCUAUAUUCCCAGUUGAAAUGAGCUUGAAAUGCCAAACCGUUUUGUUAGCUUUCACAAAUAUCUGUGAUCACACUGGUACUGCCGGCUUUGUUUGUUUAGACUUGGACACACCCCUUUCACCAAAGACACACCCACUGAAGGUCAGAGGUCUUUAGGAUGAUGACGUGCUGUCAUGAUGGCAUGAUGGUAGUUGCUGAUGCCAAAGAGUUUUGAUGAGUCAUGCUAACAUUUAGCCAUCAUGCUAAAUGGACAGAUGUCAUUUCAAAUGAACUGUGAUCUGGAUUCUCAAUGCUAGCCCGCUAAGCUAAAUGUUCUCUUUUAAAACCUCUUGUUGUUCGUAGCUUUCCAUGCCGGGUUCUUGUUCGUUCUUCUUUCAAACUUUGACACAUUUAAGUAUUAAACACUCAGUGAUUGGUGUU
Messenger RNA from Salarias fasciatus (jewelled blenny), 2620 nucleotides. Its product is annotated as phosphatidylcholine:ceramide cholinephosphotransferase 2-like. NCBI's taxonomy places the organism in Eukaryota, Metazoa, Chordata, Actinopteri, Blenniiformes, Blenniidae. Gene Ontology annotation, molecular function: sphingomyelin synthase activity; ceramide cholinephosphotransferase activity. Bases 363 to 1508 code for a protein of 381 amino acids. The transcript is spliced from 7 exons. Gene Ontology annotation, biological process: sphingomyelin biosynthetic process; ceramide biosynthetic process. The record is from RefSeq and is a predicted model, not a curated record. Gene Ontology annotation, cellular component: Golgi membrane; plasma membrane; endoplasmic reticulum membrane.